CGGCAGUCCACCAUCAUUGCGCCAUCAGCUGUCUACCUCGAACACGACCAUCCUUGCCUGCCCGUGCAUGCAGCAAGCCCGGACGACGACGACGACGACGCGCCAGUGACACCAGCGCUAGAUACCACCGCAAGAUGACAGGUCCAGCAAAGCGCCAACCUUGCACGACCAGCUACGAGCCCUUCUCGGGCCCGAGAUCACAGAGGCCGAACUCCACGAGAAGUUUAUCUUCGAAAAAGUCAUUGGCAGCGGCGCCACGGCCAAGGUCUAUGCAGCGUACGACCAUGCGAAGGACCGGCGCGUGGCCAUCAAGGUCUUUGACAAGGCGCAGAUGAUCGAGCAGCGCAAAUCGAUUGCUGCUGACGGCUACAACUCGCGCGACACGGCCGUCCAGCGCGCCCGGCGACGCCUCAAGAAGAUUGUCGGCGAGCUCGAGAUCGCAAAGAGCCUUUCACACGCCAAUAUCAUCGAGUACCUCGGCGGCUACGAGACAUCCCAUCGCAUCUGCAUCGUCCACGAACUCGUCGACGGCCACGACCUCCUGCAGCAGAUCCUGGACUACUCCAAGAUGGACGAGCGCACGGCGGCGUAUGUCUUUGAGCAGCUCCUGCACGCCGUCGCCUACUGCCACAGCCAGAACGUCUGGCACCGCGACCUCAAACUAGAAAAUGUCCUCAUCUCGACGUCGCAGCACGUCAAGCUCAUCGACUUUGGCUUGUCGGAGAAGAGUGCCGGCCGCCUCAAGACUGUGUGUGGAACGCCGCUCUACUGCGCGCCCGAACUCCUCUUCCUCAACAGCAACACGCGCGAGACGGGCGUCGAGGGUGGUCCCGCCGACGUCUGGAGCGCCGGCGUCCUCCUCUUUGCGCUCGUGACGGGCUGUGCGCCGUUUGAUGACAGCACGUUUGCCGCGCUGCGUCAAGACGUGUACCGCAACCAAGUCAAGUACCCCGACUCUAUGUCGUCGUCGCUGCAAGAGUUUCUGCGACUGAUCUUUGUGUCGGACGUCCGCCGGCGACCCAGCAUUCCAGAGCUUCUCGCCCACAGCUGGCUGCGAGAGAACGUGGCCGCGUACCACGACGAGGCCCGUGGGUUUCUCAAAGGCCCGCGCACCGCGUCGGUCAUCUCGGACGCCGAGACGGUCGAAGAGUCGACGACAAGCUACGACGAAGAGACGCCCGAAGAUUCGAGUUACCGCGAUUUGCUGUACGAUGAAACCACGGGCAGCUUUGACGACGAGCUGUAUGUGUCGGACGAUGCGUCGUCCCCGGUCCACCACCGCAAGCAAAAGCAUCCUCCGACACGAACCACUUCCCCCAGCUCGUCCUCGAUGACGCACCCCGCGUCGACGCUCUUCGACCACCUCUUUUAACUUAUCAACGUAUUAGCCUCUGUGUUGUUUUAUCCA
Saprolegnia parasitica CBS 223.65 is the source of this 1408-nucleotide messenger RNA. Its product is annotated as CAMK/CAMKL protein kinase. Gene Ontology annotation, biological process: intracellular signal transduction; protein phosphorylation. Bases 332 to 1372 code for a protein of 346 amino acids. The transcript has 3 exons. The record is from RefSeq and is a predicted model, not a curated record. Gene Ontology annotation, molecular function: protein serine/threonine kinase activity; ATP binding. Gene Ontology annotation, cellular component: cytoplasm. Lineage: Eukaryota; Oomycota; Saprolegniomycetes; Saprolegniales; Saprolegniaceae.